AUGUUGGUUUGGCAAAGCAUCUUGUUAUUUCUAGUUGGUUGUGUCUUAUCAAAAUCACCAACUAACCUUUAUACACCAGGCUUUGUUCAGUGCCCUCAAGGUAAAUUAACUAGGUCCUCUCUGGAUGGUAUCAAUUCCAACGAAAAAUCAUACAUUGACAAAAGGUAUGCAAUUGCCAAAAAAGAAUUGAACAAGUUUCUCCAUAAUGCAAACAUGGUUGAUUUUGAUAUUGAUGGGUUUUUGGAAACAGCAAAUCCAACAAUUGGUCUUGCCUUUAGUGGCGGAGGCUAUAGAGCCAUGCUAGCUGGUGCUGGUGCAUUACUCGCUUUGGAUUCGAGAGCAACGAAUGCUUCGGUUUUGGGUGGAAUCUUGCAAAGUUCAAAUUAUAUUGCUGGUUUAUCUGGUGGCUCAUGGUUAGUUGGAAGUCUUGCAAGCAAUGAUUUGAUACCAGUAGAUCAACUUUUGCGGGAAAACAAAUUGUGGGAUAUACUGAAUUCCUUAGUUGCAUACUACGGAUUAAAUGUUGUUGAGAAUACAGCUAUGUGGGCUCGCAUUGAUGUUCAGGUUCAAGCCAAACAAUUGGCAGGCUUUACUGUCAGUAUAACAGAUAUCUAUGGAAGGGCUUUGAGUCACCAAUUGUUAGCCAACUUUGAUAAACAAGGGGCUUCAUUUUUAUGGUCAGAUGUAACUCAGACCACUUCAUUCCAAAAUAAUGAAAUGCCAUAUCCAAUAUUAGCUGCAUUGGGGAGGGAACCAAACACCGUGCUCAUGAACUUCAAUUCCACUGUAUUUGAAUUAACCCCUUAUGAAGUGGGUUCUUGGGAUCCAAGUUUAAGAAGCUUUGUUGAUACAAAAUAUAUCGGAACCAAACUUGAUGAUGGCGUUCCUACUUCUAAAAAAUGUAUUAAUGGAUUUGACAAUGCAGGGUUUUUCAUGGGGACAUCCUCAUCCUUAUUUAAUGUUGUGUUGCUGAACCUUAACAACAUGCCUAUCCCAUCAUUCCUUAAAGAGCUUAUUAGCAAGUUUACACUUGACCCUGUUGAAAAGUUAAAUAUUGAUAUCGCACAAUACAAUCCAAAUCCAUUCCACAAAAGCAAUAAUCCCGAUACUAAAAUAGCCCGAUCUCAAACUUUAUACUUGGCAGAUGGAGGUGAAGAUGGUCAAAAUGUUCCCUUGCUUCCAUUGGUCCAUCGUAAGGUGAGUGCAAUCUUUGCCUUUGAUCAAUCUGCAGAUAAAGAUAAUUGGCCAGAUGGAUCAGCUUUAAUUAAAACUUUUGAACGACAAUUUUCGUCACAAGGAGUUGGUACUGCUUUCCCAUAUGUCCCAGAUCAGAACACUUUCCUUAACUUAAAUUUAACUAGUAAGCCAACGUUUUUCGGGUGUGACGCUAAGAACUUGACAUCAUUAACUGACAACAUUUAUGAUGUUCCCAUGGUUAUAUAUCUUGCAAAUCGUCCAUUCACAUAUUUUUCUAACACAUCUACUUUCAAACUCAAGUAUUCUCAUGCAGAAAGACAAGGAAUGAUUUCAAACGGAUAUGAUGUUGCAUCACGUUUGAACGGCGAAUUGGACAAUGAAUGGGCAGCAUGUGUUGGAUGUGCUAUCGUGCGCAGGGAGCAAGAACGUCUAGGAAUUGAACAAACUGAACAAUGCAAGAGGUGUUUUGAGAAUUAUUGCUGGGAUGGCACCAUCUACAAAGGCGAACCAUUAGGUGAAAAUUUCAGCGAUGAAGGCUUGACGACUAGUGCAGAAUACUAUAAUCUGAAUAAUGUGGCUGGUAUCAACGAUGGCGGUACUGUAUUAGUUAAACGAGAUGAUGUCAGUAAAUAA
Molecule: messenger RNA, 1830 nt
Organism: Candida dubliniensis CD36
Lineage: Eukaryota; Fungi; Ascomycota; Pichiomycetes; Serinales; Debaryomycetaceae
Gene: PLB2
Product: Plb2p
Exons: 1
Coding region: 1-1830 (609 amino acids)
Biological process (GO): glycerophospholipid catabolic process
Cellular component (GO): plasma membrane; intracellular membrane-bounded organelle; extracellular region
Molecular function (GO): A2-type glycerophospholipase activity
Source: RefSeq, a predicted model, not a curated record